UGCAUCUUUUCUGACGCGUUAAAUAUAUCGUUAAUCGUCUGUUAAUCCCAGUCUUUUUACAAUAAUUUUUCAUUGCUUCCUGUAUUAGAGAUUUUGAUAAAGAUAUUCGAACUAUGUAUAAGAAUGGAGUUUUAAAUAUAUGUAUACGUGGCUUCUAUGACAGAUAUAGACUGAUAGAUGAUUAAUUAUUCUAAUCUUAUCGAAUGUUUCUUUCCUCUUGUGAAGUUUAGAUUACGUAUAGAUUCUUUUAUUGUAUUUUGUGCGAUAGAUAUUAAUUGAAAUAUUAUUAUGUGAAGUGAAAGGUUAUAUUUUGAGUUGCGUUAUAAUAAAAUGGCGUCUCUUCAUUACACAAAGAGUGGUAGACAAAUGACGAUGAAUGGGAAAAGACCAUCCUCAAUCCCACCCAGACAUCAGUCUGAAACUGCAGCACAACAUUUUGAUUUAAUUAAAUACAUUUAUGACUCAUGGAAUACAGUAUCAAGAGAAUUAGAUAUGUGCCACAAUCAACCGCACAGUAAUUCUUCUAAUUAUAGAAAUGGGGCAUCUGUCACAUAUUAUCAAGAACGAGAACCAAAUCCUCAACUCAAAGAUUUUGAGCCAUUUAACCUUGAAGCCUGGUGGGGACAGCGUGUUGUUCAAAGUAUUACUAGAAAUGCAAAUUCCUAGUGCCAGGCUCGACAUAUUGAUUAUAAUCGAACAUUCUCAAAUAGACAUAAGAAACAGAAAGAAUAAAUUCAGAGCUGCCGGAGAAAAUUUUUCCAUUUCUAGAAAGGAUUUAUUAUAUACUCAAAGAUAAGUGACACGAAGAGAGUAGUAUAGGUAUAAAUAAGUAUCUAGCAAUCAAUUUUGAAUCUUUUUGAUAACAAAGAUAGGAUAUUAGCAAAUAAUCAAAGAUGAAGAUGAAAGAAAAAGAAAGGGAAAGAGCAGGGUUAUGGAAACAUACAUAUUAGUAUGAACAUGACAUUCCUCUAAUCUUUUAUCAUAUUUUAACAUAAUAUCGCCUUUUCCUGAACCUUUUUACUCGUCGUGUUUUUAAAAGUAUUUUACAUAAAAAAUUGCAAUUAAGCUGUUUCUAAAAAUGUCUUUCUAAGAUUUGAGAUUCAGCAUGAUGAAUAAUUCAGAAAUACAGUGCAUGCUAAAACUAUUUAUUUUGUUUGCCAACGCAAGGCAAAUAUAUAAUUGUAAGUUUAUAUUAUAAAUCAAAUUUUCAUUAUUACAUAAUGAAAACAUUAGAGUGAUCUUUCCAUCUUUGUAAUUAAAAACUUACAUAUGAAAUGCUGAAUCAAGAGCACAUGAAUUAUAUAUAAAUUCUAUAUAUUUCGAUCGAAGGAAAUGUAUGAGAAGAGAAGUUGGAUUACCUUUUAAGGCUUAUGCAUAUAUUGCAUAUAUGUAUUUUUCCACGAAUUGCAUUUCACAAUUUUUAAUAAAUUUUUCCAUUUACAAACGUGUAACGAAAUCGCACUUCAAUGUAAAAAGAAAAAAAAAUUAAACAGGAUAAAUGGUUUGAGAUUCUCUAAAAGAAAGUUUAUUCACGUACGAGGACGUAGUAAAGUGCACCGCUAUUGAAGACGAAAACAAAUAAGUAUUUAAUUCUUACUCAGAAUAAUGUGAUAAUUAUUACAAUUUUACAUAAAAUUAAAUCGAUGCAAUUAUGUACAUUUAUUAUGUAUGUAUGUAUAUGUAAUGUACAUCUAUGCGUGUAUAGAUAUAUAUUAUAAUAUGUAAGAUUCAACUCGUAACAUUUUUAACAAUAAGCAACCAUAACAAUUAAAGUUUUUCUAAACUUGUGGACAUCUUUACCAAUUACUUCUAGUGGUAUUUUUUUAUGUACAAUUGAAUAGGAAAAGUAUUAUUAUAAUUAUAAUGAGGAAUCUAGUUCGAUACUGUUACAUGUUAUAAAGAUCGUUAUAAUGUUACAGAUUCGUGCACUUGAAAGAAAAGUAGAAGUCGCUAUGCAUAGUACUAUUGAGUCAAUGCCUUCAUAUAGUUUAAUAUCUCGUUAUUUCCAAGCAAAUGCGAAUCCUUAUCGAUCAUCGUCUCAACUUGAUGUAAUGCGUUGAGUUUUAAGGUCUUAACGAUUCGUUCCAAAUUACAGAGACUUCUUUCUAUCGCACGUUUCUCACUAUUAAGCAUCUAUAUUUAAUUGAAGAAUAAAAUUGAAAUUUUGUACCAAUUGCUCUGACAAAAUUGAUGUACGUUUUUUCAAUUGUAUUGUACGAAAUAUAGUAUAAGAAUAAACAA
Messenger RNA from Bombus terrestris (buff-tailed bumblebee), 2241 nucleotides. Its product is annotated as MAPK regulated corepressor interacting protein 2. Lineage: Eukaryota; Metazoa; Arthropoda; Insecta; Hymenoptera; Apidae. Bases 331 to 666 code for a protein of 111 amino acids. The transcript is spliced from 4 exons. The record is from RefSeq and is a predicted model, not a curated record.